AUGGUCCUGCGGGAGUCUCCGUUCCCGAACCAGCUCCUGAGCGGCCUGUACAGCCUGGGCCAGUACCUGCUGUUCCCCAGCUACUGGGCCACUGACUGCCUCCUCAACCUCAGGGAGACCACGGCGGAGCGGCAGCAGAACCGGCGCCAACGUCAGUGCUGCCCCCUGCGGGCACUGGUCACCGGCCCCUUGCUGCUGCUGCUGCUCAUCCUCUCCAUGCCCGUCGCCCUCCUGGGCCUGCUGCUGUGGCUCCCCCUGCAGGCUGCCCGCAGGCCCUUCGCCUACAAACACAACAUGCUCUCGCGCCAUCCAGAGGUGUGGGAGCUGCCGGGCAAGGGCAAGGCCUUCAGCUUCAUCAGCGCCAACGUGUGCCUCCUGCCCAACGGCCUGGCCAAGUUCAGCAACCUGGGACAGAUCAAACAGCGCGUGGCCCUCAUCGGCCAGCACCUGACGCAGGGGGAGGCCAGCGCCAGCUUCACCAGCCAGUUCCUGCCGCCCACCAAGUACGGGGCCACCAAGUCCAGCCCACCGUGGCCGGAGAGCGGUGCCCGCCGCCCUGACGCCAGUGUGGUGAUCGAGAUCCCCGACGGGGACGGAGGGGCUGGGCCCGGGGAGAUCUCGGCGCCCUUCCCGCCGGACGUGGACUUCGUGUGCCUGCAGGAGGUGUUUGACCAGCGGGCGGGCGCCCGCCUGUGCCAGCUGCUGAGCCCCUUCUACGAGCACAUCGUGUACGACGUGGGCGCCUACGGGCUGCAGGGCUGUUCUGCCCUCAAGGUCUUCAACAGCGGGCUCUUCCUGGCCAGCCGCUACCCCGUGCUGGCCGCCCAGUACCACUGCUACGCCAAGUGCUCCGGCGAGGACGCGCUGUCUGCCAAGGGGCUGCUCUCCGUGCAGGUGCAGCUGGGGUCAGCACAAGGGCAGAGGAUUGUGGGCUACCUGAACUGCACACACCUGCACGCUCCAGCCGCUGAUGCACAGAUCCGCUGCGACCAGCUCAUUCAGGGGCUCUUCUGGGUGCAGCUGUUCCAGGACAGCCACGCGCAGCGCGGGGACGUCGUCGCCUUCGACGUGUUCUGCGGGGACUUCAACUUCGACAACUGCUCCUCAGGGGAUGAGUUGGAGCAGACCCAUGACAUCUUCCGCCAGUACCAAGACCCAUGCCGAGUGGGGGCCAGGCAGGACCAGCCCUGGGCCAUAGGCACCCUGCUGAACUACCUGGAGAUCCAUGAGGAGGCCGUGUCGACCCCAGAGAAGCUGAAAAGGACCCUGGAGCAAGAGGAGGGCAGGCGGAUGUACCUGGCGGGUCCCAUCCUGCGGGACGGCCGCCCCGACCCCUCGGCAGCAAGGAGCCCCUGGGAAGGGCGCCGCAUCGACUACAUCCUGUACCGCGAGCACCCCGCCCCCAUCAGCCUGACAACGGAGGUGGAGAAGUUUUCCUUCAUCACCCAGCUGGCUGGCUGCUCGGACCACCUGGCUGUGGGGCUGCGGCUGCUCCUGAACCCUGCGCCGCAGUGA
Emys orbicularis (European pond turtle) is the source of this 1515-nucleotide messenger RNA. RefSeq names its product sphingomyelin phosphodiesterase 5-like. Gene Ontology annotation, cellular component: cytoplasm; extracellular region. The record is from RefSeq and is a predicted model, not a curated record. Gene Ontology annotation, molecular function: sphingomyelin phosphodiesterase activity. The transcript is spliced from 7 exons. Lineage: Eukaryota; Metazoa; Chordata; Testudines; Emydidae. Gene Ontology annotation, biological process: sphingomyelin metabolic process. Bases 1 to 1515 code for a protein of 504 amino acids.